GCUUUUUUGUAGACACUGUCUGAAUUUUGACAUAAUGUCUGAAUUUUCGAAAAAAAUUGUUUAACUUUAAAAAAAUGACUGAUGAUUAUCUGAAAUUUCUUUUAGAAAUUCAUAUCUGAAAAUUCAGGCAAAAAUGUGUGUAAAUUUUUCGAAAAUUUUUUACAGUGUAGAAGUUUCCGCGUAAAAAUAUUAUAGCGGGAUAAUUUAAUCGCGUGUGCCGAUCAAACACUCGUACUCUCUUUACUUUUUAUCGCGCGACAAUGCGAUUGUGCUGAUCGAUAUUCUGUUUGUAAAGCUUUCGAUAAUGUAAGAUGCACUAAGAAAAAACACGAAGAUUAAUGGAAAACAUACAUUAGCAUGGAAAUGUUGGCGCUGCAUUCUUCUAUCAAUGAUGUAAAGAUUAUCAUUUGAGAAAAAAUUAUUGCGGAUACGAAAUCAUUGCGAUUAUUCGAUGAGCAUUUAAUAAUAAAUUUAAGCGGUCUAAGGCAAUGAGAGGAUACGUCGUCCGCGCCGAUUAAGGACGUAUGAUUUACACAGAUUUUUGUUUGUCGUAAUUUAACAAGCGCAGUUACCGGCUAUUAAAAGGAUUUAUAUAUGUGUGUGUGUGUGUGGCUCGACGAUUGACGCAGGAAUUACCGGUUGUGUGUAACGAUAAAUUGGGACACGCCUUACCGCACUUUAUUAUUCGCUAAUCCUGGGGAUUUCACGAGAUAUCUCGCCGAAAAGGUCACAACUGUCGGACGAUUUUAAUCGCUUAAUUCUCGGCGACACGUCCCUCUAAACGAGGAUGCGAGGACGUGGAUCGGAUUCGAGUCGCACCAUCGAUGAAACGUGACUCGUCGUAACGCCGACAAUGGAGCUCCUCGGUCCGAUUAAAGCGUUUCUGGCAGUUGCUUUAAUACGCGUCAGUCCGAGUAUCGGCGACGGCAAUGUCGGCGAUUUGUCAACGGAUCGAGCGAGGAAUGUUUCCGAGAGAUUUACAUCCACGACCACGUUGACGGUGAACAUACGGGACGAUGACGAUCAAGAUCCGUCCUUUAUUUAUCAAGGCUGCAUGCUUUUAGACGGCGCUUGCAUUAAUCCGGAAUAUUCCGCGUCGGUAUCGAGCGGCGUACUAUCCGGUAUACUCAAUAUCUCGCCCGAGAAAAUCCAGGCGGUCGACAUGGACAGCAUAAACGCGCCCAUCCACUAUUCCUUCCUAAGCGGAAAUCCGCCGAAUUAUCGAGAUUUCUUUGAGAUCAAUCCUAAUACCGGGGCGGUGAAGCAAAUAAGAGCCGUCGACACGACGGUAACAAAGAAGUUUGAUAUUAUCAUCAAGGCGGUUGAGGUGUCAGAAGCGAAACGGUCGGCUACCGCGAAAUUAGCGAUCACUGUUAAGCCGGUUGACAGCAAUCCACCCGUUAUAACGGCGUCAAGUAUUGAAGGUUUCGUCGAUGAGAACGCUCCGAUCGGCACAAAGGUCAUCGAUGAAAGCGGUAAUCCCAUUGUGCUCACGGUGUCGGAUGCUGAUCUGGGAUCGGAUGAUCCGAAACCGGCGUACACUUUCGAAUUGACCACGAAUUUCUUCGCGAUCGAUCCGUCCGGUGUCCUUGUCGUCAACGAGGAAAAUCUGGACCGGGAUCCUCCGAGUCCCGGCCGUUUCCGCUUUCAAGUGGUUGCCCGGGAGAAAACGGGUGUGGCCGCGUCGUCGCCUCUGUCAUUUAUCGUAACCUUAAAUGAUGUUAACGAUAAUGCGCCUUUGCUUCCUAUGAUGGCACCCAUCACCGUUCAAGCUGGAGAAACAAAGAAACAAGUGGCAAAGGUGGAAGCCACGGAUAAUGACGAGGGAGAGAACGCCGAGAUAACGUACAGCAUCUAUCAUGUUUCGAACAACGGUUUGCAUAAGUUCAAGAUAGAUCCUAAGACCGGAGUUAUCGAAUCCGUGAGGAAAUUGAACGCUGGCGAGCAAUAUAGCAUCACCGUGCAGGCCACUGACAAGGGUGGCAAAUAUUCACAGACAAUUGUCGAGGUGAACGUCAUUCCCGGUCCAAACACCAGAAGCCCCGUGUUCCAGCAGCCGGUGUACGAAGUGCAAGUCAGCGAGGGGGCCUCCAUCAAUUCUACGGUUGCGACUAUCACUGCCAUUGACCCAGAAAACGAUCCGGUGUCGUACUCGAUAGUAUCGGGGAACGAUUUGCGCCAGUUUGCAAUCGGCGACAAAUCAGGCGUUAUUACCGUUAUAAGGAAGCUGGAUAGGGAGGACCUGACCCGAUAUCAGUUGCUGAUAAAGGCUGAGGAUACCGGCGGUCUCUUCAGCACCGCGACGGUUAAUAUCAUGGUUACCGAUAUCAACGAUAAGAAUCCCGAAUUCGUGGGCCUUCCUUAUGAAUUUUCCGUCAAAGAGGGUGAGGCGCGUAAGCUAAUCGGCCGCGUACACGCCGAAGAUGCCGACGAGGGCAUCAAUGCCGAGAUCACUUAUUUCGCACCCGAUGACAUUCCUUUCACCGUGGAUCCCGAGACCGGUGAUGUCCUGACAAAGAUAGUGUUGGAUUACGAGCAAAACGACGAAUAUAAAUUCGUGGUGACUGCGAGGGAUGGAGCUCCCGAUUAUCGCUUGGCAACCGCGACUGUCACAGUGAGAGUCAUAGAUGUCGAGGACGAGGUUCCGGUCUUUCACCAAAGCAGUUAUGAGGCACGUGUCAAGGAAAACGUGCCUGAUUAUAAUGUGAUUCAAGUCACGGCCGAUGAUCCGGACACAAAGAAGCAAAUUACAUACAUGAUCAAGCAAGGGGAUACCGAACUCUUCAGCAUAGACCCGAAGACCGGAGUCAUAAAAACUAUCCGCGGUCUCGAUUACGAGAGCCAGAAUCAGCACGUUCUUAUAAUAGGCACUGUGGAGAACAGCAGCGAUUUACCUGGCUCCACCACUCGCGUUGUUGUUAAUGUUCAGGACGUGAACGACAUUCCACCGGUAUUUACGUCGGUACCGCGUCCCAUUACACUAGACGAUGAUGUCCCUAUAGGAACGACCGUGAUUGAUCUCACGGCCGCGGAUUCCGACGGCAGUGCACCAGGGAAUCAGGUUCGAUACGAGAUCAUCGGCCGCGGUAUCGCCAGCAAGUACUUUGUAAUCGAUCCCGAUACUGGCAUACUCCGAACACGAGACGACUUGCGUAAAGAAACUGAUUCCGAGUAUCAGGUCGACGUACGCGCGUACGACAUGGGAGAGCCGCAAUUGUCAUCCGUGACGACAGUGCCGGUGUACGUCCGUCACGUUGCGACGGUGCCGCCCGAGAUUGGUUUGGGUUUCGCCGAGAAUUCGUACAACGUCGAGGUGCCCGAGGAUGCUGGUGACAAUACGUUAAUAAAGAUAAUCACUAUCAUCAACAGUCACGCUCAUGACACCACACCGCUCAAGUGCGAGAUUUACAGCGGCAAUGAGGCCGGCCUGUUCGAAGCGAAUGUCACGGAGGAGCGAAAUUGCGCGCUGAGGCUGAAAAAAGGCGCGCUAGAUUAUGAGACGACGGAGUCUUACCAGAUUAAGAUCAAGCUGGAAUCUCUCUCGGGCUUAUUAAACUCGGGCAGAAAUACGACUAUGGUGAAGAUUCAAGUGCUGGAUGUAAAUGACAACAAACCAGAAUUCAUCUUUCCGGAGGCGAGUCAGAAGCUCGCGAAGGGACGUUACUUCGCGGCGAUUCCGCGUACCGCGCAAUUCUCGUCCACUGUUAUACAAGUGAAGGCCCACGACAAGGAUAAUGGCAAAUUCGGCAAGCUGGAAUACAAGAUCCUGGAGGGACGGGGAUCCGAUUAUUUCGCUAUCGAUGGCUCUACGGGCAUAAUCAGAACGACGGUGACGUUCGACAACGUUGAUUCGUCCGAGCUCCCCUUUAAAUUCGACGUUCGCGUGCGAGAUAAUCCCAAUUCGACGGAUAAUUACAAUUCGAUCGUCGCGCCGGUGAUCGUCAAUCUAAUCGGAGAGGAGAAUCUCAUGAUUCUGGUAGUGCAGGACGCGGCGCCGGAUGCGCUACAGAAGGAGGCCGGCAAGAUAGCGAAUAUAAUCGAGCAGAAGAGCGGUCUGCUGAUUGGCAUCGAUAGGGUCGCGACGAGAAAAAUUCUGACGAAAAAUGGCACUGUGGAAACGUUCCCACAGGAUUCCGACGUGUGGUUCUACGCGGUUGACCCGGACACUGAGGCCAUACUCGAUAGAAAUAGCACCAGUGUGAUGAGGUCAAUCAUGGAUAAGUCGGCCAUGUCGAAUAUUACAUUUGACGUGUCUACGUUAGUGCGAGCGAACGCCAUCGACAUUCACGCACCCGUGAUGCCACCUGAGCCGGUACGAACACAAACCGCGAUUGCGUUUAGCGGCGAGGUCUUCCCAUACGCGUUGAUCAUCAUCGCCUGUGUGAUUUUGAUCCUUGGUAUUGCCGGCAUCAUCUACAUUUGCGUCUCUUGGUCCAAGUACAAAGCAUACAAGGAGCGUAUGCAACGCAUGUACGUAAUGCCGCGUUAUGAUCCCGUCUAUGUGGAACCGAAUCUAAAGGAGUACGAGACGCAGGUACUCCAGAUGAGUGUGCCGAUCGACGACAACGACAGUUGCAAUGAUUUGCAAUUGGACUUUAGCAACAAGAACCACGCUUUCAGCCUGGACAAUGUCAGUUACAUCACCAAAGAUCACGGAGACAGUACUGGCCAACAAAGUCCCGUUAGCUCCGAAGCGGCAACCACGGCGCGCGCUUCCAGCAUCGCCGGUAAUCACGGUGACACCAAUAUCCAUUCCUUGCGGCGGUCCACGCUGGGUCGAAAGAAUCACGGUGCGAGCAACACAAACACCCUGAAUAAUCGCGACGCGACACCGGUACUUAAUCCCUUGUACAAUCACGGCGCAGAUCUCCUGAGCCCUAGUCCAUCCAACGAUAACGUCACCUUCAGAGAAAGAAAGGAUUAUUCGCAUCUCGGAUUUACGUAUCUAGGUGAGCAGAGUCCCGUGGAGACCACGACGGAAUUGUAAGUUACAUGGUUCGAUGACGUGCGAAUGCCAGCCACGUAUUGGCUCGAAAACUGUCACCGAAUUACAGGUAUGUGUUAAACAAAAAAAAAAAAACACACACAAAAAUGAAUUAAUAUGACAGAUAUGUAAUUUUGAUAUUGUUUCGAUAUACAAGUAAGACUGUGAUGGACGUAAUAUUUUUUUACAUCAAAGUUUUAUCGAUACCGUAAGAUAUUGAAGUGCCUAAAAUUUUACAUCGCGUAGAAAUCAUCGAGAAACAUCUCAUUAUGCAUUCGCAAUGCAUAUAAAAUAGACAGUUAUUUGCCUUUUUUGUAUGUGUGACAAAAAAUCAGGUAUAAAAUGUACUUAAUUUCGACAAAAUACGUAAUAUAUGACAUAUACAAGUUAAAAUUCAGAAUAAUUGCUAACUGAGUAGCGUACUAUACGUAGUAUUUUUUUUAUAUGUACAAUCCCAAAGCGCAUAUGGAGAGCAUGUCAAAGCUUAUGGAAAAUAGUUGAGUGAUUACGUACAUAUAUAUAUAUAUAUAUAUAUAUAUAUAUAUAUAUAUAUAUAUAUAUUCUGCCCUUUCAUAUGUCGUCUUUUGAAUACGAAUCGAUAUCCGCGUGCCGAUUCACGCGAGCGCGCAAAUAUAUCCGCAAAAUUCCCCCGUCGGAAUAUAUUCUGAACGAGUUACUCCGCAUGUGAUAUCCAUAAAAGAGUAGCGUGAUGUAGCGUUCAGAUACAUCGGCAUGAAACGAGGCCGUGAAAAUACUCGCGCGUGCAAAAGAGGCGUGCAAAAGGGACGAGCGAAAGAGACUGCGAAUACCUUUCUGAACCGAUAUUUUAUUUGAUUUAUUUCCCGUCGUGCAUUGAAUUUUCGCAAGGCUAAGGCUUAGGCAAUAUGUUCCGCCAAUAAAUUGCGAGAUUACAAAUAAACGCCAUCGGGAUUGCGACAUAAAUUAUUAUUAUUAGUAUUGUGACUGUGGCUCUAAGCGCAGCGCGAGGAAGUUGGAUUAAUGAAGGUGCAUUAAUCGAGUCUUGACUAAUAACUUUGGAGAUGUUCCGUAUUUUGCGGAAAUUCAUGCGGACGCGUACAUUUUAAUUAUAGAAGAAGAGAGGGGGAGAGAAGAAGAAGAAAAAAAGAAAAAUAGCAAAAAUAUCACUAUAGAUGCAACCGUCCAAUGCGUAGACUAAGAUUCGAAAACGAGGUUGUAAGUUUAUAUGAGUGUAUUUGGUGAGUGCGUAUGUGCGUCUGCGCGAGUUUUAUCGACUUGUAAUCUUGUAAAUGGGUCGAUCAUUUUGUAUUAUAAUAUCUGUUUAUUUAUACAAUCGUUUUUUUUUGCUCACGUCAUAUUCUAUUGUAUUAUAAUCACAAUUAACUGAUGACGAUGUGUAUCGUUGCGUUUUGUAUGUAUGUCCGUGUAAAAAAAUAUCGCAACAACGCGUUUUAUUAAAUUUCGUCAAGUAUGAACAAUGACUUUUACGCCUCCAUUGCGACUACUGCUCAUUCUUGUUCACACGAUCGCGUCGACGAUCUAUAAUUAGGGAUUGCCAUACAAGCGAGGUAAAAAAAAUAAAAUAAAAACGCGUCAUACGCCGAUGGCUUAAGUGGUAAAGCGUGUACUUAAUCAGACACGCGUAACUGCCCAUUUCCUCGUACUUUCGACGACGCUAUUUGACUUUGUUCGAUGUUAGGUUUGACAGAUCCGCGAGAAGACAUCGGGUGAAACGGCCUUGAGUGGAAUUAAGUAUGAUACGACUUGAUUGAAUGUAUAUCUCUAGUCGUAUAGCGGGCGUCCACUGCCGUGCAAUUUAUAUAAGCUGUUUUAUAUUUGUUAAAAAAAAAAAAACAAAUCAACUUUUGUGUACGCGUGUUACAAGUGCUCUUCGAUUUUAUAGCGUUGAUGCCCUUUAGUCGUAGCUGUACAAUAUUUAAGUUCAAAUUCUGUAAAAAUUGUUAAUACCUAAUAAUAAAAAUUUAUUAUAUUUACAUAAUACAUAA
This is a messenger RNA of Cataglyphis hispanica, 6969 nucleotides long. It is a transcript of the gene Cad99C, whose product is annotated as cadherin-99C. Gene Ontology annotation, cellular component: plasma membrane. The record is from RefSeq and is a predicted model, not a curated record. Gene Ontology annotation, molecular function: calcium ion binding. Bases 854 to 4987 code for a protein of 1377 amino acids. The transcript has 17 exons. Gene Ontology annotation, biological process: homophilic cell-cell adhesion. Lineage: Eukaryota; Metazoa; Arthropoda; Insecta; Hymenoptera; Formicidae.